This is a messenger RNA of Trichoderma atroviride IMI 206040, 1777 nucleotides long. RefSeq lists its product as uncharacterized. The record is from RefSeq and is a predicted model, not a curated record. Gene Ontology annotation, cellular component: cytoplasm. Gene Ontology annotation, biological process: N-acetylglucosamine metabolic process. NCBI's taxonomy places the organism in Eukaryota, Fungi, Ascomycota, Sordariomycetes, Hypocreales, Hypocreaceae.
CCGCCAUCAAAGACCUUCCAGCGGGUCUAGAAUCGCUAUCAGCGCCUCUGCAACGUCCACUGAAUCGCCCCAAACAUGAGGCCCAGCAGCCAGUCACAAGACCCGUGGCAGCACGCCGGCUCUUGAAUGGUCCGUGCCUCCCGAUAUUCCCACGACAACGUUGCAUCUGGAGUAGAAAGAAAGAAGCAAGCGUCAUCGCCGAAUCGCAGCUUUAGAUAGCGCCGGCAGGGCGUCUAAUGCACUUUUUUUUGCCUUUUUUUUUCUUUUUUGGCUUCCUUAAUCAGUAUCUUUCGAGUUCCACGAUGACACAUCCGGAGCUUCCAGCAAAGACGCAGUCUAGUGGAGUUUGUUGUUGCAGUGAUUGAAAGUGACGAGGGAAUCUUCUGGACCAGAGCCUGAUGUGCUUUUAUAUUCCGCCAUGUACCCCACGAAGUCCUCUCGAGGUUGUUUUGUCUCUCGCUGCAGCCAAGAUACGCCACUGAGACUUUGUCUGUAACCAUAAAUCCAAAUCCCCCCCAGACUAAAGUUUCUUCGUCCGUUUGUUAGUGGCAAGCAAGUGGCAACGUUUUGGUUUCGCUGUCCGGUUCCGGAAAUCCACACCUCGGCGUCGUCCGCCCAACGGCCCUUUUAUAGGUUAUCUCGUUUGCCCGUUUGUCAACAACUUUGAGAUAUUCCCCAGGCCAAACACAAACAAAAAAAAAAAAGAAAAAGAAAAAAAAAAAUAUCCCUUUGUACAACCACAGCCGCAACCACAAUGGGCUCUUUGAGUAUCACCAUCAGCCUCCCAUUCUGGCACAUCAACGUUCCCGAAACGGAGCGGACGCCUCACUGCCCUCCCUUUCUCGUCGGCCUCAACCCGAAAGAUCUCCGGACCGUAUCAACACCAGACGCAGAGUAUCGCACCCAGUCGUGGGAGGAAGUCUCCUACCUCAUCCGCACAAACAACCUGGAGCGUUUCCAGCGCAUCCCCUCCAACCUGCGACGCUACAAAGCAUUCACCUACCGCCUGGGCAAGCUCCACGGCAGCAUCGCAAACUUCGUUCUGGGCCAACGUCUGCGCUGGGAACUGCCCGUCGUGCCUCGCGGCGCCCCAUUCCAGUACGAAGACGAUUACAAGAUCCUUCACAAUGACUGGCCCUAUGGACUUGAUCCCCGAAUCGUGCACUUGGUGGUCUGGACCAAGUUUGAGCUCAAGGCGGUGUCUGCCACUGGCGACCUGACGGACAAGGCGAGAAGGGAGAUUGACGACUUUGUGACCAAGACAUUCCGGUCCCGGGUGCCCUCAAACCAGGUCAUGUGGUUCAAAAACUGGGCUGCUCUCAAGUCGAUUCAUGCCGUAGAGCACUUCCACGUCAUGCUCUUCAACCCAGACCCCGACUUCAUCAAGGAAGUCACAAACGGCGAUGUGCCUCAGUGUGAAAAGGCCGACAUCUAGACGAAACGCGCCGUCGGAUGAUGAUUUGAUGAUGAUUUUACGAACUUCUUUUUCUUUUCUUUCGUUGAUUUUGCUCAGUCUUGCACGAUUUGGUGCUUUUUUUUUCUCUUGGUUUUAGAUUUCUAGAGGAGUCGAGUUACUUUUAGACUUUGGAGUUUUUUUUUCAUGCCCUUCGCUUUUAUACAGGAUAGAGGUUAUACGGACUUAUACAAAAUAGAUGGUUGAUAAACAACAUCGCGGGUAUAGAUUAUAGAUUAUGGCGCACAGCGGAACUGUAUGCUAUUUCAUCAGCAUAGACUUCAUUUUCAAUCAAUUUUAGAAGCUUUGAUACGUUAAAAUUCG